AUGCCUGUUAUUGAUACUGGCAAAGAUUUGUCGGCCCUCUUCACGAAACAAGUGAAAGAGACGCCUGAUGCCAUUGCCCUUGAGGACGAGUCAAACACAUACUCAUACGCCGAGCUCGACCAGGUUGUUGAGGCUCUUUCUCAACGUCUCCGCAACUACGGCGUCAGUCGUGACACACUAGUUGGUGUGCUACUUCCACGCAGUGCCGACUAUGUGAUUGCCUGUCUUGCUUCACUACGUGCUGGAGGAGCAUUCCUCGUUCUCGAACUCGCAUACCCUCCGGAUCUAUUGGCCGACGUCAUUGACGACGCCAAACCCGCUGUCGUUGUUACCCACAGCUCUGAGGUUGGCAAGAUCCAGCAAGGUGUUCCAGUCAUUGCUCUUAAUGAGGAAGCACAAGAAAUCAAUGGCGAUCACAAAGAGCCAGCGCCUCUGCCCGCUGACGAUGAUCUUGAGCGCCUUGCUUUUGUUGCUUAUUCGUCAGGUACCACUGGAAAGCCCAAGGGUAUCGCCAACCCUCACAGAGCACCCGUGCUAUCAUAUGACUUGAGAUUCGCCGUCUCGGAUCAGCAGCCAGGCGACCGUGUUGCAUGCAAUGUCUUUUUCAUCUGGGAAAUCUUGCGUCCUCUAUUACGUGGAGCCACUGUCGUCGCCGUUCCUGAUGAGGUCAGCUAUGAUCCUCAUGCCCUUGUUGAAUUGCUUGCAACCAAGAAAAUCACCGAGACUUUGAUGACUCCCACUCUCCUGGCCACUGUUCUCUCGCGUCACCCUGACAUAGCCGAACGUCUCCCUGACCUCCGUGUCCUAUGGCUCAAUGGCGAAGUCGUCACUACCGAUCUCGCUCGCAAUGCUUUGAAAGCUUUGCCCAAAGUGCGCCUACUUAAUUGCUACAGUGCUUGUGAGACACAUGAGAUUGCUUGUGGUAACAUUGGCGAGAUGCUCGAGCAUCUUGAUGAGGCUGCCCUCUACUGUCCAGUCGGCCCAUCUCUCGACCCCGAACAUACCUACAUUGUCGAUGAGGCUGGCAACAGAGUAGAGGACGGUGUUAGUGGAGAGCUCUUCUUCGGCGGUAAACUUUUGGCUCGCGGCUACCUCAACCUGCCCGAGACUACCGCUAAAGCUUUCCUGAGAGACGAGUAUGACUCGACUGAGGGAGCUCUUAUGUAUAGAACCGGAGACCUGGCACGUAUGCUUCCUUCGGGCCUUCUUGAAAUCACUGGUCGUGUUGGAUCCAUGAUCAAGUUACGCGGCUACUCUGUCGUACCUGCCAAGGUUGAGAAGUCUAUUGUUACCCAUCUCGCUGUCAGUCAGUGCGCAGUCAUCGCCCAUGGAGAGGGUCUUGACAGACAAUUGGUGGCUUACAUCGUGCGCGACAAGAACGAGACCAAAGACCGCAAGUUUCCUGAGAUUCUUGAAUCGGGGCACAGCCCCGAAGCUCGCAAAGCACUUUCUGAGGCUCUAGCACAGUACAUGCUUCCCUCAUUAUGGGUUGUGCUUGACGAAUUGCCUCUGCACGAAGUGUCUGGAAAGGUCGAUCUCAAGAAGCUGCCAGCACCCGUCACAACCCCACCCGCCAAUGGAACUAAGGCUGCUCAGGCACAAGAUCCAAUCGGCGUCAACGAUGUCGCGGAGGUCUGGGCCGCCAUCUUGAACAUGCCCCGAAGCAUCAUCUCGCCUUCGAGCAAUUUCUUCGAUUUGGGUGGUCACUCCCUUUCGCUCGCAAACUUGGCCGCGAAGCUUUCGAAGACUUUCGGCUUCCGGGUUCCUGUCGCUCGUCUCGCAGAUCCGCCUACUCUUGCUGGUCACGUCGAGACUGUUCGUGGCGUCCGAGAUGGACAUGCUGCUGCGGUGCAAGCAGAUCUGCCUGCCGUACUGCGCAAGGAUUCAACCCUUGACAACGACAUUCAGGCCAAUGGAGCCAAGUUUUGCCCUUUGAACAAAGCUAACACUGUUCUUCUGACUGGUGCGACUGGUUUCUUGGGCGCUUUCCUUCUGAACGAUCUCUUGGAGAACACAUCAGCUCAAAUCAUUUGUCUUGUGCGCUUCAACAACCCUGAAGGUAGCGAUUACUCUGCUGGUAUCGCAAGACUGAGGAGACAUCUUCUUGACUUGGGCUUGUGGCGUGAUUCGAUCAUGGAACGUGUUGAAAUGCUGCCUGGUAACCUCUCUCGUGAGCGCCUCGGCCUUGAUCCGAACCUCUGGAACGACGUGGUUUCUAGAGUCAAUGUCAUUGUUCACGCUGGAGCUACUGUCAACCUGGUCUAUCCUUAUGCCUCUCUGCGUGGCGCCAACAUCGAGGGUACCAGAGAGAUCCUGCGCCUUGCUUCCCAGAGUGGUGCCACCGUUCAGUAUGUCUCGACCAACGGUGUCUUACCUCCUUCCAAGCAUGGCUGGCCUGAGUUUGCUAUGCUUGACGUCGACUCUGUCCAAGACAAGCUUCUCGAUGGUUAUGGCCAGACCAAGUGGGUUGCCGAACAGCUUGUUCACGAGGCUAGUCGCCGUGGCCUACCAGUCAAGAUCCUGCGUGCAGGUACAAUCAGUGGUCACAGUUUGACCGGUUCUGCUAACGCCUGGGAUCUGGUAUCUGCUCUGAUCGUUGAGUCAAUUCAUCUUGGCUUCCAUCCCGAUGUCGAGGGAUGGCGCGCUGAGAUGACUCCUGUUGACUUUGUCAGCAAAGCCAUUAUCCACCUUGCCAACCAAUCUCAAGCUAAGCAGCUUGUCUUCCAUCUUGGUGAUCCCACUCCUGUUGACAUGAGCUCCGUUUUCGAAGAUUUAGAGAAGCUUGGCUACCCAACAAAGCCCCUUGACUGGGAGGAGUGGGUUACUAUGUGGACUGAAAAGCGAGGAAAUGUUAGAGGCGGUGAUGGCAACUUCACUGUCGACAUUCUUCGCAGUGGUAUGCCCAGCGUCGAAUUCCUCAGAGGUAUCGUUGUUCUUAACAACGAGGCCACUAGACCUUUCCGCUCUGUCGUCGAACGUCCUAAGGUUGAUGCUGUUCUCCUCGAGACGUACACUCGCCACUGGUUUGCUAGAGGAUGGCUACCCCGCCCUCCUUCAGGUUUGAGCUCUCUUGGUGGGGCUGCACACAUGCCACGCAGGGGACCCUUGAGCGGACGUGUUGCCGUUGUCACUGGAGCUUCAUCUGGAAUUGGCGCUGCUGUCGCUGUUGCCCUCGCAAGAGAAGGUUGUCACAUUGCUCUUGCUGCCCGUCGCACAGAUGCUCUGGAAGCACUCAAGCGCAGACUCACCGUCCGCGAAGGCAAAGUCAUCGUUCGCCAAACCGAUGUCACAAACCGUCAGCAGGUCCAAGCUCUUAUUCAGGCUACUGAAGAGGAGUUGGGCCCGGUCGAUAUCCUCGUUUCAUGCGCUGGUGUCAUGUACUUCACCAUGAUGGCCAACGCUAAGGUCGAUGAGUGGGAACAAACCGUCGAUGUCAACUGCAAGGGUCUGUUGAACUGCUUGUCCUCCACCGUUCCUGGCAUGCUUGAACGUGGUGCUGGCCACAUUGUUGCCAUUUCAUCAGACGCUGGUCGCAAAUGCUUCCCUGGGCUUGGUGUCUACUCGGCCAGUAAGGUCUUUGUCGAAUUCACCCUGCAAGCCUUGCGUCUCGAGACCGCAGGCAAGGGUCUCCGCGUCACUGGUGUCCAGCCUGGAAACACACAGACCGACCUCCUCACUAUGUCCAGCGACAAGGAGGCCGUUGCGAAGUACGGAGAACCUUCUGGCGCCCAGAUUCUCGACCCUGAAGAUGUCGCCAACUCGAUUGUCUAUGCGCUUAAGCAGCCCGCUCACGUUGCCGUCAACGAGAUUCUGAUUGAACCCCGUGACGAGCCUAUCUGA
Aureobasidium melanogenum CBS 110374 is the source of this 3840-nucleotide messenger RNA. RefSeq names its product putative NRPS-like enzyme. Lineage: Eukaryota; Fungi; Ascomycota; Dothideomycetes; Dothideales; Saccotheciaceae. The transcript has a single exon. The record is from RefSeq and is a predicted model, not a curated record. Gene Ontology annotation, molecular function: phosphopantetheine binding. Bases 1 to 3840 code for a protein of 1279 amino acids.